Molecule: messenger RNA, 2160 nt
Organism: Triplophysa rosa
Lineage: Eukaryota; Metazoa; Chordata; Actinopteri; Cypriniformes; Nemacheilidae
Product: nucleoporin SEH1-like
Exons: 8
Coding region: 150-1202 (350 amino acids)
Biological process (GO): positive regulation of TORC1 signaling; cellular response to amino acid starvation
Cellular component (GO): nuclear pore outer ring; Seh1-associated complex
Molecular function (GO): protein binding; structural molecule activity
Source: RefSeq, a predicted model, not a curated record
ACGCCUGCUUUCUGCCACGUGCUUUACAAGUUCAACGUGAUUGGAGCGCUUGCAACCUUUCGUUUGAAAGACUGUGAUGGAACAGUAAACGAGUACUUUCUGGCUUCCCGUGUGACAUUAGCAGGAACAAUAAUUAAAUUCCUUGAACGAUGUUUGUCGCGCGUAGCAUCGCAGCAGAUCACAAAGAUCUGAUCCACGAUGUUUCCUACGAUUUUCAUGGGCGGAGAAUGGCUACGUGUUCCAGCGACCAAAGCAUUAAGGUGUGGGACAAGGCUGAUAAUGGAGAAUGGAACUGCACAGCUAGCUGGAAAACUCACAGUGGCUCGGUUUGGAGAGUGACAUGGGCUCAUCCAGAGUUUGGACAGGUGUUGGCAUCUUGCUCUUUUGACCGUACUGCAAUAGUAUGGGAGGAAAUUGUUGGAGAGUCCAAUGACAAACAUCGCGGACAAAGCCACUGGAUAAAGAGAACCACACUUGUGGACAGUCGCACAUCUGUGACUGAUGUGAAGUUUGCACCGAAGCACAUGGGCUUGAUGCUGACAACGUGUUCUGCAGAUGGGGUUGUACGAAUCUACGAGGCCCCUGAUGUGAUGAAUCUCAGCCAAUGGUCCCUGCAGCAUGAGAUCUCUUCUAAAUUCCCUUGCUCCUGCAUCUCCUGGAACCCUUCCAGUUCUCGGGCUCACGCACCUAUGAUCGCUGUAGGUAGUGAUGAAAGCAACGUGACAUAUGGUGGCAAAGUUCAGAUAUAUGAAUAUAAUGAAAUAACAAGGAAAUAUGCCAAAGCUGAGACACUGGUGACAGUUACUGAUGCUGUCCAUGAUGUUGCGUUUGCUCCGAACCUGGGACGGUCUUUUCACGUGCUUGCUGUUGCCACCAAAGAUGUGCGCAUCUUUAAAUUAGUUCCUCUUAGAAAGGCAGAAAGCUCCUCUGCUGCUCUUACUAAAUUUGAGGUGCAGGUGCUGGCCCAGUUUGACAGUCAUAACUCUCAGGUGUGGCGUGUGAGUUGGAACAUUACUAGUACGAUCCUGGCUUCCUCUGGUGAUGAUGGGUGUGUGAGACUCUGGAAAGCAAACUACAUGGACAAUUGGAAAUGCACCGGUAUUCUAAAGGGAGAUGGUAGUCGAGUGUUUGGGACGUCUAAUCAGCCUGCUGCUCUUAGCACUUCUGCACAGAGUGCUUUCAACACAGCUACUGGAAGAUAGAUCCUUUACUACUAACUGGACUGGUCUAAGGUCCAUAUUGGGGACAUGUGGUGCACUGCAUCUUAGGAUAUCACAAUUAUGGGGACCAACUGAUUGUGCUUGCUGGGUAUGCAGAGAGACAAACACUUAACAUUGGACCACUGGAAAACUGUUAUAAACUUUGCCUUAUGUUUCUGUUGACUAUACUUUCUUUUGUUGUGGGCAUAAGGCUGUUUCAAAAUGUAAUAAAUUAAUGUGUUUAAUGGGAGCUUAUUGUGUUCAAUCAAUGAUUUAAACACAAUUCUUUUGAGGGUGAUGUUUCUCAUUGUUUUUUCAGUUUAUGAAUGCAAAUUGCAUAGUAUCUUUCCCCACUGUUGAACUGAAGUUCUUUCAAGUGCUAUUUUUAUACAUCCAAGAAUCAACGCCUGUAAAAUUUGGGAAGAUAUGUAGAAUCCUGCUGUUAUAUUAACAUAUUAUUGUUUUGUUGUAUUAUGGAUGGUAUACUUCAGAAAUUAUCCUUAGGCAGUAUUGCAUAUGUUUUACAAACUGGAUUUUGUCUUUGACUUGUGAGACUAUGAGUAGUUCUCUUUGCUGGGUUACUGAUGCUAUAUUUGUCAUAAUCUUGCUGCUUAAUGGCUUUUGCCUAGUAAUAAAGAUGGUAGUGCCUUCAAUUAAAUUGUAGAUACUCAAAUGUUAUGCAAUCUAUUCACUACUGUGUAAAGGGAAGUGUAUCAACUGCUGUAGUGUAUAUUAAAUUAACCCACGUCUGCAUUUAUCCACGUUUUUGUCCCAUUGGGUCACUUUAUAGUAUAUGCUAUAUGAUAUUAUGAUUUGCUAUAUGAUCCCUUCAGAAGCAGCUCGUCCAUGUCAAGUCUGGGACAGUGCAGUGAAGUUUAGUAAACAGCUGCUCUCACUCUCAGCUGUUCUGUGGAUCUGCUGUAGAGACUGUAUAUCUCCUGUUGUACAUUUCGCAAUAUCU